This is a messenger RNA of Vitis riparia (riverbank grape), 4174 nucleotides long. Its product is annotated as mediator of RNA polymerase II transcription subunit 15a-like. The record is from RefSeq and is a predicted model, not a curated record. Gene Ontology annotation, biological process: regulation of DNA-templated transcription. Lineage: Eukaryota; Viridiplantae; Streptophyta; Magnoliopsida; Vitales; Vitaceae. The transcript is spliced from 14 exons. Bases 371 to 3781 code for a protein of 1136 amino acids. Gene Ontology annotation, molecular function: chromatin DNA binding; transcription coactivator activity.
UUUUAAUUGGAAAAAUCAAAAUGAAAGAAAAAAAAAAAAGAGAAAAAAGAAGAAAAAAGGAAAAAAAAAGAAAAAAAGAAGCAAAGCUGGCUGGAGUCAUCGAGUACUUGCCCUGGUUCCCUUCACUGGACUUCUCCACGAUUCGUCUUCGUCAUAUCUCUCUCUUUCUUUCUUCUGCUUCGAGUAAAUUGUGAUCGCUUUUUCAGAUACAUUACAACUCAAACUCUAGCAAGUCCAUUAGCAAAGGAAAGCACCUAAAAGUAGUGGGCCAGGUCAAUCUCAACCUUAAUACUUAAUUAGAGUCUCUAACAUGUUCUAGUUUCUUCAAUGCCUGAAGACUGACCAUCCAAUUGCUCUUCAGAAAGGUAACAUGGAUGCCAACAAUUGGAGAACUCAACUCCUCCCAGAUGCUCGAGAAAGGAUUGUUAAUAGGAUAAUGAGUACAUUAGUAAAGAAUUUUCCAUCAUCUAAGCAACAGGCGUUAUCUGAGGUUAAGAAUAUUGCUGUGCGGUUUGAGGAAAAGAUUUAUAACACUGCUACAAGCCAGAAGGAUUAUCUUCGAAGGAUAUCUGUGAAGAUGCUGUCAAUACAUACAGCGCCUCAGAAUACUGCAGCUAAUGUUUCGCCUUCAAACUCAGUUGAUACUGAUGCAAUUUCUACAGAUCCAGCUUCUCACAGUGUUCAUUCUGAAGUCCUUGAGCAAGAGCAGUCACCUUUGGCUCCAUUGGCUAAUCAGUCUCUAGCACACCAAGAACCGUUGUCCCAGAACCUUCACAGUAAUAUUGCAUCUUAUAGAGCACAGAGUUCUAUCAGUUUAUCAUCUGUAGUGCCUCAUAUGACCAGUUUAACUAAGAUUCCCAAGCCAAAUGUUGUUGGCCAGGAUGUCAAAUUACAAAGCAUGUCUGGCAUUUUACCAAGCUUGGUAAUGAAGUCAGUGGGACAAGGGGUAUCUUCCAAUAAUGCUGCAAAUUCUUGGAGGCAGGUGCAGGAACAAGAAGAUUUUUCGCAGCCUGUGACCUGGCGGCAAUUUCAGAAUCCACAACAAUUUUGUUGUGAGCGGCAAUUACAACAUCAGAUUCCGAAUCAGAAAUUCAAGCAGGAAAGUAUCACAGAGUCAGCCAUUCAAACUCCUCAUGCCCAACAACAACAGCAGCAGCAGCAGCAGACCUUAUUACAGCCUAAUCAGCUAUUAUCUUCUCAGCAAUCUGUUAUACAGACUUCUCCCAUCAUCGAUAUUUCUGUAACACAAUCAGCCCCAUGUUCUGGUCUUCCACAGAGUCAGCAGUCUUCUGUUCAACAGCAAACAAAAUCUGCGCUUCAGCAACAUCCACAAUCAGUUGUCAGGCAACAGCAACAACCACUGCAGGCUCCUGUUAUUCAUCAUCAAAGAACAGUAAUGGAACAACCAGAUGGGUUGGUUGACCAGCAGGCUAAACAUUCGUUCUUGCAGAAGCUGCAGCUGAUAUCAGGCCAGCAAAACAACCAGUCAAAGCAACAGCAGCGGCAGUUAGUUCGACUAGGUGUUGUCAAUAUUAUUUUUGCUUGUUUGGCCAAGGCUAUGAGUAGGGAUGAGGAGGACAAGAUGGAUUGGAUGGAUGCAAAAAAAGAUCCCACAUCAGAGAAAAGGCAUGCAAAUUUAGGUGACUGGCAAGAGGAAGUCUAUCAAAAGAUUAAGAGUAUGAAUGAUAUGUACUUACCAGAACUGAUUCAAAUCUAUAAGAAGUUUGCUGCUAGAUACCAGCAGCUUGUCUCUCUUCCUCAACAACCAAUGGGAGAUCAAUCUCGGAAGUUAAAAGACGUAAUGUCAACAUUGGAGUUUCUUAUAAAAUUUUUACAGGUCCCCAAAAGUAGGAUUUCACUUGCUUAUAAGGAGAAAUUGGAGAAGGUGGAGAAUCGUAUAAUUGGUAUUCUAUAUUCAAAUGGAUCCAGAAAGCCUGAUUCUUCUGUCCAGCAAGAGGAACUUCCCAUGCCUGAUAUGCACUCCUUGCAGUCAGUGCGGUCACAAUCUCAAACUCCUCAAGUGGAGUCUGAUUUGCAGCCUAUGAAGUUACAGAGUACUGUAUCAUCCAUGCAGAAAAACAAUGUGGACAACUUGCACAAUGAUCUUAUAUCCUCUUUAUCUGAGGUUGCAACAGCACAGAAAAACAUAAUGAAUCCACAACUGUCUGGCACCAAAUCAAAGUCACAACAAUUACAUGCAGUGAAACCAUUGCAGCAGGAUUCUGUGGGAUCUCCACACAUUCCUGUAAGCGCUCCCCAACAAUCAAUGAAUGACACAUCUUUAUCCCAAAACAGUGUGAAUAUUCCACAGCACAAUACUGAUCCCCUUAGGUUGAAUUCUAGUAGACUACAACAGAUACAUCUUAAACAACAAAAAGAACAGCAAAUGGCAGAUGCAAAACAGAUGAUGAAACAAUUUCAACAGCAUGAGACGCAGCAGCAGUUGAAAAAGAAAGAAGAUAUCAUGCAGCAGCAGCAACCUGCACAAUUGGGUGUCCAUAAAAUGCCACAGAAUACAAUGAAUAAAGAAGAUGAGUUAAAGGUCAAGCAAGCUUUGGAUUUUGCACCAGGCGUCCUACAACAUUGCUCAGCAAGUCAGCAUUUGGCUUAUAAUCAGCAUCAGUUGAAGUCUAGAGGUUCCUUUGUUUCUUUGCCCCAACUCCUUCAGCCUGUUUCUGAUCAGAUUCCUCAAAGUUCUCCACAGAUUGAUCAGAAAAAUAUAUUAGUUUCUUCUAAAAAAACUGAAACCUCUUUGAAAGUUGUAGACUCACUGUCCAAUGUGCCUUCUCCUUCAACUCCCUUUUCUCAGUAUCCUAUGCUUGGAGACAUUGGAGGUCAACAAGCAACUAGUCUAAUGGGAUCAGCAACAUCCCUUGUUAUCAGCACUCCUGGGAUAUCAUCUUCAUCCUUGCUUGAAGAGCCUCUUCAGCGCUUAAUUGAAUUGGUGAAAUCAAUGUCAGAUGAAGCAUUGAGUGCUUCUAUUAAUGACAUUGAGUCAGUUGUUAAUCUGACUGAUGGGACAGCAGGAUCGUUGUCAGGAAAUGGGGCUGGAGCUGCAAUUGGUGAGGAUAUGUCAGCAACAACCAAAGUUUGUUUGGAAGCAAGAGACUUUGGCAACCAAGAUGGAACUAUUGGAAAAAUGAAAGUGAAUCGCUGUAUAACUACAGCACCCUUGAGGAUUUUAUCUGGUGGCAUAAGUGAUAGAAUUAAGCGAUUUACUGAUUCAGAGACAUCUGAUAUGGAGUUGAGUGUGACAUUUCGCAUGAAGAAACCUAAGCUUGAGGCCAAUCAUGUUCUCUUGGAAGAAAUAAGGGAGAUCAAUCAGCGACUGGUAGACACUGUGGUAGAUCUCAGUGACGAAGAUAUCACAGGAAAUGCAGCUAUUGCUGCAACUGAAGGUGGUGAAGGGACCAUUGUCAAGUGUUCCUUCAGUACUGUGGUUGCCUAUUCAAACUCAAAGUCACACCAAGCUUCAGCAAAAGUGAUGCCAAUUCUGCCCUUACAUUUGCUUGUUCCCACAAAUUAUCCCAGUUGUUCCCCUAUGCUACUGGAUAGGUUGCCUGUGGAUGUAAGUGGGCAGUAUGAAGAUCUGUCAGAAAAGGCAAAGUUGAAGCUGAGCACCUCCCUCGAGAACAUUCUGGAACCAAUAUCGCUUGAGCAGAUAGCAAGGACUUGGGAUGAUUGUGCACGUGCAGUCAUUUGUGAGUAUGCACAGCAGAGUGGUGGAGGGAGCUUCAGCACGACCUAUGGAACAUGGGAGAACUGUCUAAGUGCUGCUUGAUUAUUGUGUGUAAGUGCGUUGCCAACUCAUUGCUUCCAGAUUCCCAAGUCAUAUGAUAUGCUCCAUAUAGCCAUAGAAGAAUCUUUAUGAGAUUUAGAAACUGUUUUGGGUUACCUUUUCACCUUUAUUUUUGUUCUUACUUUUCCAAAAUGGAACAAGGGGUGUGACAUAAUUUGCAAAGAUGAAUUUGAGUUGAUAUCCAUGAAAGGAACAAGCCUCAUGUGUGUAUACCCAACUGUUUCAACUUGGAUUUCCUUGGAUAUUCUCUUUGGUUUUGUUGUACAUCCAAGGAUGAUCUUAGAAAUAUAUUGGUAGAAACUUGAAAAUGUAUAAUGAAGCUCCUCUCUCUCUCUCUCUCUACAUAAAAGACAAUCUUAGAACAUAUUGGCAAAA